Chelonus insularis is the source of this 3253-nucleotide messenger RNA. It is a transcript of the gene pHCl-1, whose product is annotated as pH-sensitive chloride channel 1. The transcript is spliced from 15 exons. The record is from RefSeq and is a predicted model, not a curated record. Gene Ontology annotation, molecular function: chloride channel activity; excitatory extracellular ligand-gated monoatomic ion channel activity; transmitter-gated monoatomic ion channel activity involved in regulation of postsynaptic membrane potential. Gene Ontology annotation, biological process: chemical synaptic transmission; signal transduction; regulation of membrane potential. NCBI's taxonomy places the organism in Eukaryota, Metazoa, Arthropoda, Insecta, Hymenoptera, Braconidae. Gene Ontology annotation, cellular component: synapse; plasma membrane; neuron projection. Bases 446 to 2152 code for a protein of 568 amino acids.
CGCGAUCCCUUGCACUUCUCCCGCGAAAAAAAAAUUGGAUUCGUUAGUGUAAUUACGAAAAAAAAUAUUAAUUAAAGUGUAAUCUUUGUUGAUUCGCUUUGUAAAAUAUUCUAUUAUAAUUAGUUAUUUUUUUAAGUGAGUUUUCUGAGUUUUACAAACUUAUUACAGUUCGAGUGUGUCUGAGGAUUCAAACGUUCUUGGAAACGCCGUUCGAGUCCAGCAUCGAGUGUUCACUGUCAAAGGCACAAAAUGCAGGGUUGAAUCAUUUGAUCCCUUUUUAUCGGUCGACAGAACUGUUCGGGAAAAACUAAAGGGUAAGAAAUGAGCGGAAAAAGUGGAAAACAUGAAAGAGUGCAGUAGUUAAAAACAGCGUACACAACAAAAAAUCGACAACCUGACUCAUCCAUCCCGACCAGCCACAUUUCUCACGCUAAGAUGACAUAGAAUGGGUUGGGUGGCGCUAGGACGGCGUGCGGGUGGUGGCAACCGCCUAUCACCCAUCCUCUCGCUGUCUUUCGCCUCCCUCGCAAGCUCCUUAAUAUUUACCAUCCUUUGUAUCCUCACCCUAACGCUCACAUCUGCAACUUUUGUUCGCUCUGAAGACAUUUUCGAGGAAGGCAAAUCGGACAAGGAAAUCCUGGACAAUCUGCUGCUGGCAACGCGUUAUGACAAGCGGCUUCUGCCGCCGGUGCAAGAUGCGGAUUUUUGCUGUGGAUUGCGAUCGCCUGGCGACACUACCAGCCUGACUAACCGAUCGGCGAUUCCUAACGACCUUAAGCAGAACAUCAACCAGAACAAUAACCACUACACGCCGCACCAACACCUCCGCACUCACCUUCGCGGAACCUUGACUGUAAACGUGAGCGUGUUGUUAUUGAGUUUGGCUUCACCUGACGAAUCUAGUUUGAAAUAUGAAGUCGAAUUUCUUCUGCAACAACAAUGGUACGAUCCACGUCUACGAUACAGUAAUAGAUCGCGAUAUGAAUUUUUAAAUGCGAUUCAUCACCAUAAUGAUAUCUGGCUACCAGACACAUAUUUUAUUAUGCAUGGCGACUUUAAGGAUCCCUUGAUUCCGGUCCAUUUCGCCUUACGAAUAUACCGGAAUGGUACCGUCAACUAUCUGAUGCGGCGUCAUCUUAUACUUUCUUGUCAAGGUAGAUUAAAUAUUUUUCCCUUCGAUGAUCCGCAGUGUUCAUUCGCCAUCGAAAGCAUAUCUUAUGAACAAACAGCGAUUACGUAUGUUUGGAAGAAUGAUGAGGCAACAUUACGAAAAAGCCCAAGUCUGACGACCUUAAAUGCGUAUCUUAUCCGGAAUCAGACAAUCACAUGUCCGAUAAAAGCCAGCUGGCGCGCUGCCGGACAACCGUUUAUCGACGACGAGGACGAGUACGACGAAUUUGGCGACUCUAGGUGUUCACUGUGCCAGCGAAGGUUUGAAGAGCAAGGUAACUACAGCUGCCUGAAGGUGGAUCUCAUCUUCACUAGAGAUCGUGCCUUUUAUUUUACUACGGUCUUCAUUCCUGGAAUUAUACUGGUCACAAGCUCAUUCAUUACAUUUUGGCUUGAGUGGAAUGCUGUGCCAGCAAGAGUCAUGAUUGGUGUCACAACAAUGCUCAACUUUUUCACAACAUCAAACGGUUUUCGAUCAACACUUCCCGUGGUGUCAAAUUUGACUGCCAUGAACGUGUGGGAUGGUGUAUGCAUGUGUUUCAUCUAUGCCAGCCUUCUGGAGUUCGUGUGCGUCAACUACGUUGGCCGGAAACGGCCACUUCACAACGUCGUAUAUCGACCAGGCGAAAAUCCCGUUACCCAGCGGCUACCAGCGGUGCUCAGCAGGAUAGGGAUUAUAUUGGCCAGCCCCUUGGGUGAAAAGAAACGAGAGGGUGGCAAUACAACUGGUGGUGGUAAUGGUCCGAAUGAAAUCAUCACCUGCACAAAUUGUGGUCCUAAUCCAUGUACACACACCGCAACUAAUGGUUGUGCUGCUGAGUGUUGCUUUGUUCAGGUAAGGAAAAAAGAGCCGCCACAUCCCAUUCGAGUAGCAAAAACCAUCGACGUAAUAGCAAGAAUAACAUUCCCAGUCGCUUACUUCGUCUUUCUCACCUUCUUCUUCAUCCACUACAAAGGAGUUUCGCCAGAUGAAGAUGUGUGAUUUCACCAAUACUAGUAUAAACAUAAAAUAAAAGUAUCAACUAUCUCAUAAGGAACUAAUUUUUGUGCAUUGUUGUAUAAUAAAUCCAUUGAAGGUAAUCGUUACUACAAACAGAAAAUUGAAAGAAAAAAAAAAUCAGCUUCAUCAUUUAAGUAUGGAAACUUAUAUAGCAGGAUAAAUGGAGGUUUAUUUAUGAUUCAAUUAAUAAUAAUCUUUGUGAAGUGUGGGUACCAUUUAAAUGGACAAGAACUAAUGAAUAAUAAAAGCUGAUGAAAAUGUAAAGAUUAUGAAAGUAAUAAUAUGAUCAAUAAGUGCUUUUUGGGAGUGUAAAAUAUUAAUUGCCAUGUAAAAGAGUUAGAGAAAGAGAUAAUUUAAUAAAAAUAAUGGAAUAUGAUUUAGAGGAAAACUAAAUAAAUAAAUAAUAAAUAAUUUACUAGAGUAUGAGUAUAAUAAUAAUUAAACUAAAUAAUUAAAUCACGAAAAAAGAAAUUAAAAAUAAUUCAUUGUUGAUUGCUAUGCUCAGUUAUAAAUUUUACCAUAUUGAGAUCUACUAAAAAGAUAAGAUAAUCAACUAUCCAACUAUAAUCAAUGUUAUUGCCAUUUUUGAUUAAUUAACUUAUCGUAAUAUGGAAAUAAAAGCGCAUACACAAGGCGUAACAUGUAGACGAAAAUUAUAUCAACAUAAGCUUGUGCUUAUUAAAUAAACAAAAAACGAAGCAAUAUUGUCAAAGUGGAAACGAUUAAUUUUCACAAACAGUCAACAAUUUUUUGUAGUUUUUUUAAAGAUGUUUUAUCAAAAUUAAAAUAUUCAUUUACAUAUCCAUGUAUAUUUUUUAUAGUUGAUUAGUAUAAGUUAUUAUUAUAAGUUGAUUAGUUUGUGAAAAAAAAGCAAAGAAAUCGAGAUUUAAGAAUACUUAAAGUUAGAAGCCAUACUUGAAAGGUAAUAAGAAAAAAUUGGGUAGAUUUUCAUAAAAAUUUGCUUUAUAAUGUUAUAUCAAUGCUUUGUAUUCAUUUUUAUUAUUAAAUACAAUCAAAUAAUGAAGAAAAAAAUCAUAAAAUUGAUAUUAAUAAUUAUUAUUAACAAAUAAUAUCAUUUGUAUC